GUAGUACUAGUAGUAGUGUUACUAAGAAAGAAGUCAAAACUAAAGAAAAGGAGAAACCCAAGGAAGUAGAGGAAUUCACCCUCAGUGAUAGUGAUGACAAUGAAAAUGGCCAAGUAAAUGGAGAAAUUGCUGUGAGGCAGAGACAAGAGCUAGAUCCAGAAAAGAAAAAACUUAUAGAAAUGAGAAAUCAGAAACUGCAGCAGAUGGACAGAAUAAAAGAGCCUAAAUUUGGACCUGCCACCAAAAGAUUGCUUAGCAGUCCAAAGAAGGUCUCUCCAAACUUGCCUGGCACUGGGAAAGCUGUGUAUAAUCCCAGGCCCUGGGCAAUGACAAAAGCUGCUAGUGUUGGGGACAUAGGUUCUAGUCAGGAGUCUCAGAGUUCAAGGGGAGCCUCCUCCUCUGCUGCCUUCACCCCAGACUUUGAUGAAGAUUUGAAGCCUCCCCCCAAGCUGCACAGGACCACCUCCCUGCCCAAGAAGUUGUCAGAGCCACAGGCCGUGACCUCUCUCAAGGUGCAGAGAGAAUACAAACAGCUGUUCACAGUGGUACGCAACGUUAAGGAGGCCCACGAGUGCCAGGAGCAUGGAGAAACUCAGGAGUUCUUUGAUGACAUUGAGUACCUCCUGGAUGGACUCAGAGAUGUACAGAGCCCCAGUACACGGUGUCUAAGUUGUAUGGGGCUAGCCACCAAGAGUGCAAUGGCAGCUUUCAGGAUGCAUCUCCGUGCACACGGCGUUGUCACGAGGAUAUUCACAGCUCUUCAUGAUGCUUGCUCACAUCCCAGUUUGGCUCUGGCCACAGCCACUGUGAUGCACAUGUUGAGUCGUGACAGGUUAAAUAUGGACCUGGACAAGGAGUCGCUAGAACUGAUGGUGAAACUGCUCAGCGUUGACGCCCAGUACACCUCAGAGAAUGUCAGCACAGACAGGGAGUACCAGAAAACACGGGAGAAGGUUACAGAGCUGCUGACACAGAUCAAGAAAGAGGGAGGGGCAAAGCAUCUGGAUUUGACUGACAUAUCUACUGGCAAGUUGGCCAUGGAAUCCAUGCUGAGUCUGACCUCAAGGAAAGCUGGAGAGUGGUUUAAGGAGGAACUCAGAGCCCUGGGAGGACUGGACUACUUUGUGCAAUCAGUUGCUGACUGUGUGGAUUAUUUCAUCAUGGAGGAUGAAGAAUUAUCAGAGUCCCAUGUUGACAAACUUAGGACAAUAGACCGCUGUCUGAGGGUCCUAGAAAAUGUGACUUUCAUGAACACUGAAAAUCAGACAUAUCUAAUUGGCUGCAAGAAUUCUACCUUAAUCACAGCUCUCUGCAGGGGUUUAAAGGUGUGUGAAGGAGCCAUGAGUCAGUACACCCUGAGUGACACAGAUAGUAAGACAGUGGACAAGAACAGCACAGGAUACAUUAUCUUCCAUACCCUGCUCUCAAUACUCAGGGUGCUUCUGAAUAUAACACAUGAUAAUGAGUUUGGCAGUACCAAGGUUGGUUCUCAGCAUGGACUUCUGAGCACAGUACUGCUGUGUAUACUACAGAUACCCAAGUACGCACCCUCAGACCAGAAGUUUGAUCUCUUAGUCUUGGGUCUUGGACUUCUGAUUAACUUAGUUGAACACUGUGAUAUAAACAGAAGAUUGCUGAUGUCCACAGAGACAGUCAGUUCCUAUGAUUCCACAUCCCAAGCUGGCAGUCUGGAGGCUCCAGAGGCACUGGUACAGCUAUUCCUGCAGAGAGAUGAGGCUGCCAGGAAUGCUGAGGCACAGGACGAGGAGGAAGCAGAUACCUCGGCAGCGGAGGGCACCUCGCAGGAGACGGUGGACAAGAGCGGAGAGUGGAGAGAGUCGGAGUCUGGCAUAGAGUGGGUAGUACUGAAUGAAGAUGACCCCGCGGCCCUCAGUGACAGUGAUGACGAGAUGGAGGAGUUGCCCAGCUCACAGGACGAGAAUGACCCUUUGACCAAAGCAUUGCACAAGGCAGGAAAACACAUGGAAGACAGUAUAGUAGCAUCUUAUGUGUCCCUACUUAUUGGCUGUAUCAUACAAAAUAACAAGUCCUACGUGGAGCGCAUCCAAAGCUCACUGCCAGAGAACGGAUUUGACUCCAUGGUGAAACUGUUAUAUAAGUUCCUAGGAUUCAUGAACCUCACUGAAGCUGUUGGAAACAGCGGUGGUACCUCCAUAAAGAAA
Molecule: messenger RNA, 2183 nt
Organism: Lingula anatina
Lineage: Eukaryota; Metazoa; Brachiopoda; Lingulata; Lingulida; Lingulidae
Product: wings apart-like protein homolog
Source: RefSeq, a predicted model, not a curated record